AUGAAGUUCUCCUUCGCCAUUGCUUUGUUCGCCUCUGCUAUCGCCACCGUUGCGGCUUCCCCUUAUCCUCCCCCUCCCCCUCGAGAUGUCGUUGCGGAAACAAACGCUUACCGCUUCGCGCGCGGACUUCCCCCAAGGAGUCCCAUGCGUCGUGCUACUCCAGUUCAAGCUGCACGGAGGAGCAAACCAUCUGGUGUAUCUGGUUCAUGCAACACUGGCUCUGUUCAGUGCUGCCAAUCCACUCAAAAGGCUGAUAAAUCCCUCGUUGGACUCCUUGGUGCAUUGAUUGGUGGAGUUGUUCCUCUUGGAACAACCAUUGGCCACAACUGCAGUCCCUUGUCUGUAGGCGGCAUUGGUGGCAACUCUUGCUCUCAACAACCUGUCUGCUGCGACAGCAACCAUUUCAAUGGUCUUAUCAACAUUGGAUGCACACCCAAGCUCGUCGUCGGUGUCAUCAAGAUGGUUAAAGUAUACAAGCCCGGCAAGGUCGCUAUUGUCCUCCAAGGCCGUCACGCCGGCAAAAAAGUCGUUGUUAUCAAGCAAGUCGACGAGGGAUCCAAAGAUAGGAACUACCCCCAUGCCAUCGUUGCUGGCAUCGAGCGCUACCCCCGAAAAGUGACCAGGCGUAUGGGUCAGAAGAAGUUGGCCCACAGGAGCAAGGUUAAGCCUUUCAUCAAGGUCAUCAACUACUCCCACCUUUUCCCCACCCGUUACGCUCUCGAGCUCGAGGGUCUUAAGGGAUCCGUCACCGUCGACACCUUCAAGGAGCCCACACAGAGAGAGGAUGCCAAAAAGAACGUGAAAAAGCUGCUUGAGGAUCGCUACACAAGCGGAAAGAACAAGUGGUUCUUCCAGCCUCUCAGAUUCUGA
This is a messenger RNA of Psilocybe cubensis, 870 nucleotides long. RefSeq lists its product as uncharacterized. Gene Ontology annotation, molecular function: structural constituent of cell wall; structural constituent of ribosome. Gene Ontology annotation, cellular component: ribosome; fungal-type cell wall; cytosolic large ribosomal subunit. The record is from RefSeq and is a predicted model, not a curated record. Bases 1 to 870 code for a protein of 289 amino acids. Gene Ontology annotation, biological process: translation. Lineage: Eukaryota; Fungi; Basidiomycota; Agaricomycetes; Agaricales; Agrocybaceae. The transcript is spliced from 9 exons.